Messenger RNA from Marmota flaviventris (yellow-bellied marmot), 3076 nucleotides. RefSeq names its product EPH receptor A2 (gene Epha2). Gene Ontology annotation, cellular component: dendrite; plasma membrane. The record is from RefSeq and is a predicted model, not a curated record. Gene Ontology annotation, molecular function: protein binding; transmembrane-ephrin receptor activity; ATP binding. Lineage: Eukaryota; Metazoa; Chordata; Mammalia; Rodentia; Sciuridae. Gene Ontology annotation, biological process: axon guidance; protein phosphorylation; ephrin receptor signaling pathway.
GACUCAGGGCAGGAGGGGCAGAAGUUGCGCACCGGCGGGCGAGCGGGCGGGCGCGAGCCGGACUCCGAGGCCUGCGUACGCGCGUGCGGGCGUGCGGGAGCCGGGCGCCGGGGAUCUGUCCCGGAGCGAGGAGCGCAGCAUGGAGCGCCGGACAGUCGGCGCCUGCCUCGCCCUGCUGUGGGGCUGCGCGUUGGUGGCCGCGGCGGCUCAGGGCAAGGAAGUUGUCCUGUUGGAUUUUGAGGCAGCGAAAGGAGAACUUGGCUGGCUCACACAUCCCUAUGGCAAAGGGUGGGACCUGAUGCAGAGCAUAAUGGACGACAAGCCCAUCUACAUGUACUCCGUGUGCAACGUGGUGGCCGGCGACCAGGACAACUGGCUACGCACCAACUGGGUGUACCGCGGCGAGGCGGAGCGCAUCUUCAUCGAGCUCAAGUUCACGGUGCGUGACUGCAACAGCUUCCCCGGUGGCGCCAGCUCCUGCAAGGAGACCUUCAACCUCUACUACGCCGAGUCGGACGUGGACUACGGCACCAACUUCCAGAAGCGCCAGUUCACCAAGAUCGACACCAUCGCGCCCGAUGAGAUCACGGUCAGCAGCGACUUCGAGGCGCGCAACGUGAAGCUGAACGUGGAGGAGCGCUCCGUGGGGCCGCUCAGACGCAAGGGCUUCUACCUGGCCUUCCAGGACAUCGGUGCCUGCGUGGCUCUGCUGUCUGUCCGCGUCUACUACAAGAAGUGUCCCGAGCUGCUGCAGGGCCUGGCUCGCUUCCCCGAGACCAUCGCAGGUUCCGAGGCACCCUCCCUGGCCACCGUGGCCGGCACCUGCGUGGACCACGCUGUGGUGCCGCCAGGGGGCGAAGAGCCCCGCAUGCACUGCGCGGUGGAUGGCGAGUGGCUGGUGCCCAUUGGGCAGUGCCUGUGCCAGGAGGGCUACGAGAAGGUGGAGGACGCCUGUCAGGCCUGUUCACCGGGAUUCUUCAAGCCCGAAGCCUCCGAGAGACCCUGCUUGCCGUGCCCGGCACACACCCUGCCGUCCCCCGAAGGUGCCAGCUCCUGCGAGUGCGAGGAGGGCUACUUCCGGGCGCCCGAGGACCCGCUGUCCAUGCCCUGCACACGCCCGCCCUCCGCCCCCCACUACCUCACAGCCGUGGGCAUGGGCGCCAACGUGGAGCUGCGGUGGACACCACCCCAGGACAGCGGGGGCCGCGACGACAUCAUCUACAGUGUCACCUGUGAACAGUGCUGGCCGGAGACCGGCCAGUGCGGGCCCUGCGAGGCCAGCGUGCGCUACUCAGAGCCCCCCCACGCGCUGACGCGGACCAGCGUGACGGUCAGCGACCUGGAGCCCCACAUGAACUACACCUUUGCCGUCGAGGCCCGCAAUGGUGUCUCGGACCUUGUGACCAGCCGCAGCUUCCGCACGGCCAGUGUCAGCAUCAACCAGACAGAGCCCCCCAAGGUGAGGCUGGAGGGCCGCAGCACCACGUCACUCAGCGUCACCUGGAGCAUCCCCCCGCCACAGCAGAGCCGAGUGUGGAAGUACGAGGUCACCUACCGCAAGAAGGGGGACUCCAACAGCUACAACGUGCGCCGCACUGAGGGCUUCUCUGUGACCCUGGAUGACCUGGUUCCUGACACCAUCUACCUGGUCCAGGUGCAGGCGCUGACGCAGGAGGGCCAGGGCGCUGGUAGCAAGGUGCAUGAGUUCCAGACGCUGUCCACAGAAGGUUCUAGCAACAUGGCAGUGAUUAGCGGUGUGGCUGUUGGCGUCUUCUUGCUUCUGGUGCUGGCAGGAAUCGGCUUCUUCAUCCACCGCAGGAGGAGGAGUCUGCGCGCUCGCCAGUCCUCAGAGGACGUCUACUUCUCCAAGUCAGAACAGCUGAAGCCCCUGAAGACGUACGUGGACCCUCACACAUAUGAAGACCCCAAUCAGGCUGUGCUCAAGUUCACCACCGAGAUCCACCCGUCCUGUGUCACCCGGCAGAAGGUGAUCGGAGCAGGAGAGUUUGGGGAGGUGUACAAGGGGACCCUGAAGGCGUCCUCGGGGAAGAAAGAGGUGCCCGUGGCCAUCAAGACCCUGAAGGCAGGCUACACAGAGAAGCAGCGCGUGGACUUCCUGAGCGAGGCCAGCAUCAUGGGCCAGUUCAGCCACCACAACAUCAUCCGUCUGGAGGGCGUGGUCUCUAAAUACAAACCCAUGAUGAUCAUCACGGAGUACAUGGAGAACGGGGCCCUCGACAAGUUCCUCCGGGAGAAGGACGGCGAGUUCAGCGUGCUGCAGCUGGUGGGCAUGCUGCGGGGCAUCGCAUCGGGCAUGAAGUACCUGGCCAACAUGAACUACGUCCACCGCGACCUGGCCGCCCGCAACAUCCUGGUCAACAGCAACCUGGUCUGCAAGGUGUCCGACUUCGGCCUGUCCCGCGUGCUGGAGGACGACCCCGAGGCCACCUACACCACCAGUGGCGGCAAGAUCCCGAUCCGGUGGACGGCCCCUGAGGCCAUCUCCUACCGCAAGUUCACCUCGGCCAGCGACGUGUGGAGCUACGGCAUUGUCAUGUGGGAGGUCAUGGCCUACGGCGAGCGGCCCUACUGGGAGCUGUCCAACCACGAGGUGAUGAAAGCCAUCAACGAUGGCUUCCGGCUGCCCACACCCAUGGAUUGCCCCUCGGCCAUCUAUCAGCUCAUGAUGCAGUGCUGGCAGCAGGACCGUGCCCGGCGCCCCAAGUUCGCCGACAUUGUCAGCAUCCUCGACAAGCUCAUCCGCGCCCCUGACUCCCUCAAGACCCUGGCUGACUUCGACCCCCGGGUGUCCAUCCGGCUGCCCAGCACCAGCGGCUCAGAGGGGGUGCCCUUCCGCACGGUGUCCGAGUGGCUGGAGUCCAUCAAGAUGCAGCAGUACACAGAGCACUUCAUGGCAGCUGGCUACAAUGCCAUCGAGAAGGUGGUACAGAUGACCAGCGAAGACAUUAAGAGGAUCGGGGUGCGGCUGCCUGGCCACCAGAAACGCAUUGCCUACAGCCUUCUGGGACUCAAGGACCAGGUGAACGCCGUGGGGAUCCCCAUCUGAGCCGCGGCC